This is a messenger RNA of Onychostoma macrolepis, 4482 nucleotides long. RefSeq names its product ATP-binding cassette, sub-family B (MDR/TAP), member 6b (gene abcb6b). Gene Ontology annotation, molecular function: ATP binding; ABC-type heme transporter activity; ATP hydrolysis activity. Gene Ontology annotation, biological process: transmembrane transport; heme transport. Lineage: Eukaryota; Metazoa; Chordata; Actinopteri; Cypriniformes; Cyprinidae. The record is from RefSeq and is a predicted model, not a curated record. Gene Ontology annotation, cellular component: membrane.
GCGAGGCUCACGUCACGUCAGUAACAGGAAACGCGCGACGUGUAAACUGCAGCCGUGGGGAAUCUGCCCUUUGAGCCGCCAAGCGCCCCCUGGAGGAAUCUUGUUUUGGAAACUGCUAGCAAGCAGCAUUUGCUGCACGAAAACUAUUCUUUCACAGCACCUAACAGAGGAAAACAGCAUUUUCAGUGUUUAAAAGCGUCAGCGUUUUCAUUUAACAUCCGAGCCACAUGACCACAUGUCUAUCAGUCAUGUGAAUGCUGCCCAUAUGACACGCAGACAGCGUUUCCCCUUCAGCUGAAUACAGACGUCAAACAAUGGCAAACAAGUAUUCUAAAAGACACACGAAACAAAAGGCACUGGGAAAUGAAACUGAGCAAGCAUCACUUGCACUGACUGUAGAGAAGCAUCAAAGACAAGUGGAGGUGAUCUCUGGGUCAGCAUGGCAGGGCUUCAGGAGGAAAGUGUGUCUGCUGGUGCCAUACAUGUGGCCCGGGGGAAGUGUGGGGCUGCAGGCUCUGGUGAUUCUCUGUGUUGGGCUGCUGGCACUUGAGAGGGUCAUCAAUGUGUUUGUACCCAUUUACAGCAGGAAUAUAGUGAACCAGCUGUCAGCGAUGGAGAGCUGGAGAAUGGCCAUCACGGUCUGUGUUUACGUCCUCCUUAAGUUCUUGCAGGGCGGAGGGGUAGGGACAUCAGGGUUUGUCAGUAACUUGCGCAGCUUCCUGUGGACUUAUGUCCAGCAGUACACCAGCCGUGUGGUGCAGAUCCGUCUUUUCGCUCACCUGCAUGACCUCUCUCUACGCUGGCACCUGGGCCGCCGCACCGGAGAUGUCUUGCGCAGCAUUGACCGUGGAACCUCCUCAGUCAACAACUUGCUAAGCUAUAUUGUGUUCAGCAUUGUACCCACUAUUGCUGACAUCAUCAUUGCCAUCAUCUAUUUUGUGACGUAUUUCAGUGCCUGGUUCGGCCUCAUUGUUUUCAUUUGCAUGCUUCUCUACCUCACUAUCACCAUCAUUAUCACUGAAUGGAGGACCAAGUACAGGCGGGAAAUGAACACACAGGACAACAUUGCCAAGUCAAAAGCAGUGGACUCACUUCUCAACUUUGAAACUGUAAAGUACUAUAAUUCAGAGGGUUUUGAAGUCAGGCGCUUUGAGGAUGCUAUCCUGAAAUAUCAGGCAUGUGAAUUGAAGACCAAUGCUUCCCUGGCUCUCCUGAACCAAACUCAGAACCUGAUUAUUGGAUUGGGCCUGUUGGCCGGAUCCCUGCUUUGUGCAUACUAUGUUACAGUGGACAAGUUUCAAGUUGGUGACUAUGUUCUUUUUGGAACCUACAUUGUUCAGCUUUACACUCCACUCAACUGGUUUGGUACAUAUUAUAGAAUGAUCCAAAGUGCUUUUGUUGACAUGGAGAGCAUGUUUGAUCUGCUAACAGAAGAAAAAGAGGUAAAGGAUGAUGUGAAUGCAGGAGACCUGUUGUUCACAGAAGGAAGGGUUGAUUUCCAGAACGUGUGCUUUAGUUACACUGCUGGGAAAGAAAUUCUCAGUGAAGUCUCAUUCACAGUGAUGCCUGGUCAGACAGUUGCACUGGUUGGUCCGUCUGGAUCAGGAAAAAGCACCGUCAUCCGUUUGCUUUUCCGUUUUUAUGACGUGCAGGGUGGCUGCAUCCUUAUCGACGGUCAGGACAUCUCCAAGGUGAAACAGAACUCUCUCCGAUCCUACAUUGGUGUAGUUCCUCAGGACACUGUUCUUUUCAAUGAUAACAUCCGUGAAAACAUUCGCUAUGGACGCAUCUCUGCAAGUGACCAAGAAGUAGAAGAGGCUGCAGUGGCUGCUGAUAUCCACCAUAAGAUAUUAACCUUUCCAAACGGAUAUGAUACUGAGGUGGGUGAAAGGGGUCUGAAGUUGAGCGGAGGGGAGAAACAGAGAGUGGCCAUCGCUCGCACAAUCCUAAAAUCCCCUCGCAUUAUUUUGCUCGAUGAAGCUACAUCUGCUUUGGACAGUCAGACGGAGCGAAACAUUCAGGCUUCUCUCGCUAAGGUGUGUGCCAACCACACUACUCUGGUCGUGGCACACAGGUUGUCCACCAUCAUCAAUGCCGAUCAGAUCCUGGUUCUUCAUGAUGGGCAGAUUGCAGAACAAGGAAGGCACGAGGAGCUGCUGGCCAUGGGAGGACUGUACGCAGCCAUGUGGUUAAAACAGCAGCAAACCCCAGAGUCAGAGGUCUCUACAAAUGAACAACCACAGGAGCCACAGCAGAGUGACUGAAGCUGAUGGAGCAACGAUGAUGAAUGGCGAUGGGUGAAAUCAAUCAGGAAAAUGGUAAAAGAGCCCACUGAGCUGCAGAGUUCAGCUCAGACACAGGGGCACCAGACUGCACAACAGUCAUAAACUACGAAGAGUGUUUCUCAGGGAAAGGUGUCAUUAAAAAUCUACCAAUCAAUCAUUGAGUACCUCUAAAUAUGCUAAAGGGUUAGUUCACCCUAAAAUGAAAAUUGUCCUUAUUUACUCAUUACCCUCAUGUUGUUCUAAACUUCUGUGCAAAAUAAAAGUAGAUACUGUUUUGAUUGAGUUGUUGGCAACCAGUUGUAUGCACAAAAACACUUAGACAUUUCUCAAAGUAUCUUCUUUUAUGUCCCACAAAGAAAGUCAUACAGGGUAAAUAAUGACAGCAUUUUCAUUUUUUGGUGAAUUUUCCCUGUAAUGCUUAGGAAACGGCAUUAGUAUAAAAAUACUGUCAUGUGAUGACUAUAUUCAGUCAUUUCUGUUACAUUGUUAUUUCUUUAUAUUACAUGUAACAUCUUCUUUUGUUUACACUUCUAUCCAUCACUGUAAACUGAGGAGAUGUGGAGGUACCUCUAUGGUCUACAGAUGGGAAUUGUAGGUAACACGCUCACUUGCUCAGGGUCAUGUUUUUUUCAUUAUAAUGCCAGUACAAACAUUUUUAGUCACAUUAUAUAUUGCGUUGUUACUCAUAGUAAAUGUAUUGAACUACAUGUACUUUCCUUGUGCAUUAGGUUUUCUUUGAUGUUAUGUGUAGUAUUUAAAUUCAGUAACUUGAAUUUGUAAAGCAUGAAUUAUAGUUUUUAAAUUCAAGUAUGUGUAACAUGUACCAUGUAAAAUUUAGUGUUCCCAAUUUCUUCCUCCAAAAACAUAAUUUCAAAAAACCACCAGACCUCUUUAGGCUGAGCCAAAUAUUUUCACAAAAGUCUGGAUGCUUUACCAAACCACAUUAACUAUUACCCCCAUAUCAUAUCUAUCAUAUCUAUUUUGUUCACAUCCACAUUUAUAAUUUGAGAUUCAAAAACCAAACAUGGAAAAUACUCAUCAUGUACAUUUAAACCAAUAUUUUAAUAUUAAUGACAUGCAUGAGAGGUGUUUGAUAUAUAUAUUCUCUUUUUUUCAUUUUUUUUAAGUAGGUCUUUAUUGAUUUCAAGUUUGAAUUGGAACAAUUUGUAUUUAUGAAUGUACUGAAUUGAACAAGGAAUUGAAUUCAUUUUAAAAGAUAAACUGAUGGAUAUUAAAGGGACUUAUAUGAACCACAGAAACAUUCAAGAAUAUUGGAUGAUAAAAUAAAACAUCUGUAGCCUUUGAAUACUGCCUUUCACGGAAACAUUAGCUAGGUGUUUUGUACCUUUUUUGUGAAAUGUGCACAAGUUGGUCAAGUACUUAAUUUAAAAAAAAUAAAGUCUGUAAAUAAAUACAACCCUGACUAUGUACAAAAGUUAAUUUAUUUAGAGUAUUUACAUCUUUUCACUCCAGCUAUGGUUUAACACAAACAAUGACAUGUAUAAUCCUUUAAGACAAUUAACAUUAAAAUCCAUUAAGUAGAACAUGACAGAAAUAUUUACAGAAUAACGCAUUUCAAAAACGGAUAUUUCUCUUUAAUGAUUUAGGCUUAGAGUUAAGGAUUGGCUACAAUGCACUGAGGUUUGAUGGGGCUUUGGACCACUCACAUCAAUACUAUGAGAAAAGUAUGAACAAACGGGAGUCCAUGUGAAUGUUUAAAAGUUUGGGGUCAGCAGGUUUUUAUAAUACUUUUAUUUAGCAAGGACACAUUAAAUUGAUCAAAGAUGUUUAUCAUGUUUCAAAUAAAUGCUGUCCUUUUUUGUUAAAUGCUCUACUUUCUAUUAAACAAAUCCUGAAACAAAUGCAUCACGGUUUCCAUAAAAAUAAAUAAUACAUUUUUGAUGAUACAUUUUUCUUGAGCACCAAAUUGGCAUAUUAGAAUGAUUUCUGAAGGAUAUACAUUUUAAAAAGGAUUAAAAUAUUUUAAAAUUGUAAGAAUAUUUCCAAAUACCACUGUUUUUACUGUGUUUUUGAUCAAAUAAAUGCAGCUCUGCUGAACAUUAGAGACUUGCUGCUUUCAAAAACAUUUAAAAAGUCUUACUAACCCCAAACUUUUGAAUGAGUGCGUACAUUUCUGAGCAAGUAGAUGCAAUGCGGAAAAAUAUCGUCCUACUUUCUGUAAUUUCUGAAGAAUGUG